GCAGGAGGAGUGUCAACAUUCCACAACAGCCAGAAGUGCGUUUCCAGGUGUAAUUUGUACAGUUCAACCUGGAUAGCAGGUACUGUCGUUUUCUUCAUAAUACCAGCGACACCUUCACGUCGAGAUCCGCGAUUUCAUCCAGGCUGACAGUGAGUAUUGACAAAAACAAAGAAAUGCCUUUCUGCUGAGUUUGGGACCUCUGGAAAACAACGCCAGCCAUGAGGAGGAACAAGCAAUGGGAUGUGAACAAGGCCAUGCUUCUGUCCAGGCUCUUUCACUUCCUGCACUGUGCUGGAAAGGCAUGUGUCAUCCCCUUUCUCACUCUCUAUCUCAGACAUCUUGGACUGACUGCUUCCCUGACUGGCAUCAUAAUGGGCACUAAGCAUUUCAUUAACCUGGCCUGGGCUCCGCUAAGCGGUUACUUUGCCAAACACUACAAUAAACGAAAGGUAGUAAUACUGAGCUCGCUGCUGUGCUCCAUAGGAGCAGGGCUUCUCCUGUUACUCAUUCCACCGGCAAACAAGGCAGCAAUGAGCAGGUACUGCAAUAUCAGUGCAUUUGCUGGGUUUGGGUUGCCAAAAACUGCAGAGGACACAAUAAACCAAAGCCAGUUAGGAAACACUGCUGUGACUGUACAUGCCUUCACAACCCUUAUAUCCCCUACAGCACUCACUUUAAUGAAUACAAAACACGUUGCAACUGCAGGAGCGGGUCAGACACUUAAUGAUGCAAUAUCAGCCACCGCUGCUGCAAGUAAACAUGAAGUUAAACGAAUCGCUCACCGACAGUUCCAUUGGGAAAAUCACAAGAACGAAGAAGGGGCUAAUCCUGAGAUCCCAGAUAAUUCUGAUUCAAAAAGAUCAGUCAGGCCAAGGUCAAUCAGGUCUUUAAAAACUGGCACCACACAUGGGCAAAAAGCUACAGAUAUCAUUUUGGAGGUCCAGCACCAGCUUUUUUUCCUAGUCCUCAUGGCUGUAGCUCUGUGGGAGGUCCUCGCCGCCCCUUUGGAAUGGACUGUGGAUGAUGGCCUGUACGAGUACCUGGAUUUUGUGGAUGCGACUGACGGUUACAGCCGGCAUUGGAUCUGGGGGUACCUGGGGGCGGCAUGCAGUGCCUGUGGCGUGGGUCUUUUGGUAAGCAACCUGGACUGCUUGCUAAAUGUCCAUAUUCACCGGAGCUCAGUCCAUUUCUAUUGCUACGCUAUUCUGAUUACAUUAACACUUCUCACGGGCACCUUCUUGCCAGUUCAUGUCAACAGGAAACAGGAGCAGACAAACAAAGUUCUUAAAGCUCUGCACCUCAUCAGCAAUGACGGCAGAGCCACGUUGUGUGCGCUUACCGCCUUUGUUGUUGGCGCAGUCGGCUCUACCGUUGAAAAUUACCUCUUCUGGCAAAUGCAGGACAAAGGCAGUAGCGAGUUCUAUAUGGGAGCCUCUAUAGCAAUCAUGCUAUUCGCAGAGAUUCUGCUCUCCUUCUUCAGCAACAAGAUCCUGAAGACUGUUGGCCAGAGUGGGACCGUAGCACUGGGGAUGUUUUGCAUGGCGGUCCAGUGUCUCUACUACUCCUUCCUCUGGUCUCCAUGGUCUGUGUUGCCUAUUCAGUCUUUGAAUGCGUUUAGUAAUGGAGCCCUGUGGUGGGCUCUGAAUGCCCAGUGUGAAGAUGUUUCAACCCCAGGAAUGGAGAGAUCUGUUCAAAGGGUUUUUCAAGCACUCUCGCUCGGCCUCGGCGCUGGAAUUGGCAGCUUGGUGGGCGGCUUCGUUGCCAGCAGGUUCAGCUUGGAGGUGCUUUACAGGGCAGCAGCAGUUGUUUUGGUAAUCUGGUCAGUUGCAUUCCUGACAGUACAGUCCAGGAUUCCCAGGCAAAAGAGGGUUAACUACUCCCAGCUUUUAGCGGCUGACAACAGUGACCUUAGUGAUACGGAGACAGAUCAGGAGAGAGACUGGCUUGUUAAAGCCAUGAAGGACGAAAAAGAGAAUAACAGCUGGUGAAGACUGGAUCAGUAGGGUUUACCUGUGCACUGACAGACAGGGAGCAAAGGGUCAGGGGUUAAAAGCAUUUUGGGAAUCAAUGGGAAAUCUAAAGCUUGCCUUUACAAAUGUGGACCAAAAAAAAUUGUGUCUUGAAGAUCAGAAUGGGGUAAUUAGUGGGUCUGUUAUUGAUAAGUAACACUGUAACAGUAACUAGUAAUCUUGACAAUUGCUUGUUCAAUUAACUAGCUGCAUGCUGUGAUAAUUUGAAGGUUACCGGUAUGUUAUUCAGUAUAGUGGUGAGGCAGAUCGUUAGCAAUGUGUUUCCAUAAUGCCUACAGGGAAGUGUUAUGUAAUUGCAUGUGUAAUGGAAGAACCUUCUGCAAACGGUUAUUACGACAUGCUCAAAGGUUAACAUGGAUUGCAAAAGGUCAAAUGAUACUUUAUUACUGACAGUGGUGCACAGAGACUAGGUCUACCCUCAAAUUACAAGAUGUAUAGCAAAAGCUCUGAUACUACAGAAAGAAAAGACAUAUACAUUUCAAAGAUGUUAAGCACACAAAACACUAUUUCACAGGGAUUUCAAAGACACCUUACAUAUAAUCUGUAUAGGUAUUUCUCUGUUUUAAUAAAGACAAAUCCAAAUUCAAUCACAGUAAUACUGGAGGCACUAAAACACAAGUACUGUAUGCCAAUGAUUUGGUUGUUGUAUGCUGAAGCACAACACUCAUGAGAUAAAGAACUGUGUGUAAAAUUCCAGGUAGUAAGUUGUUCGUGUAAUGCAUAUUGAAAAGCUUGUUACAGGGUGUGGAAACAACUUACAUAGCUGUUUCACCCAUUCCUGGUUUCACUACAAGCUUCAUUAUCCACAGUGUAUAGGUAACAAGCUCAGGUGUGUC
Messenger RNA from Polyodon spathula (Mississippi paddlefish), 2866 nucleotides. RefSeq names its product major facilitator superfamily domain-containing protein 6-like protein A. The transcript has 2 exons. The record is from RefSeq and is a predicted model, not a curated record. Lineage: Eukaryota; Metazoa; Chordata; Actinopteri; Acipenseriformes; Polyodontidae. Gene Ontology annotation, cellular component: membrane. The coding region runs from base 219 to 1988 and encodes 589 amino acids.